Poecilia latipinna (sailfin molly) is the source of this 4606-nucleotide messenger RNA. RefSeq lists its product as uncharacterized. Gene Ontology annotation, biological process: leukocyte chemotaxis; induction of positive chemotaxis. The record is from RefSeq and is a predicted model, not a curated record. The transcript is spliced from 7 exons. NCBI's taxonomy places the organism in Eukaryota, Metazoa, Chordata, Actinopteri, Cyprinodontiformes, Poeciliidae. Gene Ontology annotation, molecular function: cytokine activity; CD4 receptor binding. Bases 1263 to 4262 code for a protein of 999 amino acids.
CCAACAGACAUAUCAGUCGAUCAAUAAAUGAAAAUCCAGUUAUUACUGUCAAUGUGCUUAUUAUUGUAGGCAAGAGGAUUAUGGAAGCAAAAGGAAAGAACACAAUUUACCGGUGCAAACGUCAACAUCUGAAGGCUUGAACAGGUUAAGAAUCAGACAUUAGUCACAGCACCAGUCAUGUUUUCCCAGAAAGUAUGAGACACUGCUUGAUACUUGAUGUUUGAUGCAGGUUGUUUUUGAUUUAAAGCAUUUGUCACACCAAUCGUUUUUGCCUGGCAAAAUAUUUUGGCUCAGAUAACAACACAGGCUGAACCUGAAUUUAAGUACGGUCCUUCUCUGGACGGUUCAAAUAACAAAAUUAAGUCUUUGUUGUGGCCUAGUUAAAGUCUGGACUUCAAUCCAAUUGCAAUCCCGUAGUGUGAAACAGGUUGCUCAUGCUUAAAAACUCUCAAAUGUGGCUAAACAAUCAAUUCCUCAGCACAACUGGUUGGCACUUAACACAAAGGGCUGAUGGCAAUUGUUACCGCCAAGGGUGCAGAACCAAUUAUUAGGGUUAGAAGCUCAGGUUCAUUUCAAUGUCUUAUUUCCCUCAAUUAAGAAAAUAAAUGUUUGUUGAUGGCAAAGUUCAUUUAAAUAACUUAUGGAAAAUCAGAAGAAAUCUGCAAUGGAGCAAAUGCUUUUGGACUACUCUGCAGAGAGGACUAGACUCUGCAGUUAGGAAUGCUACCCUGCAAGGGUUGAAAACAAUGGCAAAGUGGGAGGAGACAGAAUGACAGAGAGAGAAGCUGAGAGGAAGCUAGAGACCCAAGACAGGAAGACAAACCAGUGUAGCAGGUUUGCGUCACUGUACGCAGUUCAUCAUGCAAAGCUGAUGGAAAGAGAAGAAGAGCGACAAAGAGAGAAAGAGAGGAGUUUGGUGCUGAUGUCACCACUGAGCGCUGUCCACAUCGACCGACAUGAUGGCUUGGGAUGUGAUCAGAGGACACGUUUUGUGAAGGUCCUGGAAGUUUGUCACUGAAGCUGAGAAUUGACAUUUGAAGUCUCGGAAAACAAAUUCAGAAGAGGAACCAAAGAAGACUGUCUAAGUGCCAACCAUGUUUAGGGAUACAUCCAGAGUAUUUUGUUUUUGAAAUAAGCUUUUUCUGUUUUAUUGCAAAAGUUCUUCAAAAAGACUGGGACCUGUCAAACAUCAGUAUCUACUUGUCUCUUUUUGAGAAACACAAUUUUAUUAAAAAAAAAAAAUCUUUUUUAACUCUCAAACAAUGGACCUGCUCCCACCUUCAACAAGUGAAAAUAACCCACAGAGGACGGGUACACGCUUCACUGUCCGCUCAGCUAACUCUCCUUCGUACAGUCUCAGUCGUAGGACAGGGAUAAGGAAGAGGCUGACAGCUGAGAAUGCUGAUGACACCAAUUGUUCAAACACAAAAGAGGACUUGGGUUUUGUCUACCAGAAAGACAUCAACCAGAAUGAUACAGUCGAGAGAAGUCCCCAAGAGAAUGGGACUGAUGCUGGAGGAAGCCUGGCACUCCAUGGCCUGGGCAGGACAGAGGGAAGGGGAGGCAACUUGCCAAACAGAAGUAUGAGUUUAGACUGGAGAUCAAAGCCAAGAAGGACUGCCACAGCUGGCGAACCCGGAUUGCUUGGUAAAAAAGAAGCUAGAGGUUUCGAGGAAGGAAGGACAGAAAUUGAGAAAAUACCGAGAGGUCGGGUUUCUUCCUCAAGUCCAAGUUACUUUGAAGACAAUCGCUCAGUAAAUCACAGUGACUUUGCAGACAGAGUCAGUAAGAACAGCACACUUCCUGUCAGAUUUAAGACUGAGUCUGGGCCUGGCUCGAGGCUCGACUGUCCGUCAGGGACCCAAGGUGGGCAGAGCAUCAAAGAACGCAUACAGAAACUCUUUGAAUCUGCUGGUGAUACAACAGCUGGGGGAACCUUUCCCAGGCGGUUCUCAUCGUGUGACGACUGCAUUCCGGUGAGAAAAGCAGCGGCAACCAUGUGGGCUCCAAAGGAAGCAAAUCCUCCAAGCUCUGAGACGUCAGCUUCUUUUGAGACAGUCAAACUCAAAGGGAGAUCAACAGACACACGUAGGCAAGAAGAGUUAAGUAGCAAGUAUUUAGGGGAAGAUGGUUACUGGAGGGAGACAAUAGAAACGGGCACAAAGUCCUUGGACAGAGCGAGGAGCAGGAACACAUUCGCAGGUCGAAUUAGGUCUGCCAGGACCGCAAUUGGCAUGGUACAGCCCCAAACAUAUGAAGAAUCCAUGCUUACACAGAGAAAAUGGUACAAUCAAGAAGACAGAAGAACAGACGUGACUGAAAUUAGUAAAGCCCAGAAGAGCAAUAAAGAAAUAGAUGAAGGAACAAAACAACAAAGUAAACCCUGGAGUGGAAUUGGAGACGACGUUUUUUAUGCAAAGCCAAGUGAGGGCACCCUGCCAUCGCCAGAGUGGAAAAAACUUCCAGAGAUUCAGUCCUCCUCUUCAGCCAGUGUGAGAAAUAAGAUAAAUCAGUUUGAAGCUCUGACACAGAGAGCAGCAAGCGAAGUACAGAUCGUAAGGCGAACUUUCUCUGUACAGGCACAGCCCUGCCAACCCCAAAACAGGAUUAAGAAGAGCGGGUCCGCAAAAUACAUAGGUGAGCGAAGCUAUAGGUGGGAGACGGAGACAGAUGGAAGCAGUGAAAAAAGGACAAUGUUUGCAUCAGAGAAGUCUUUAUCACUGGUUGACUUAGGAAUCAAACCAGGAAUGUCAGAGACAGAUUCAGGUAAUUCAUUAGACAGAAGGGAAAACGAUUUAUCCAGCCACAAGAAAACUUUGCACAUCCCUCUCAAUGAAGGAGCGCAAAAGCGCAGCAGAUUUCUUUUCGCCAAGGACUCAAACUUGAGAGACACUGUGACAUUAACACAUACAUCAGACAUGCAGCCAAGGCCACAGUGGGAAAUUUCUUCACCAGUUAGUGAUGAUGACAAGACUCCAACAAACACCCCUCUGAACACCUCUCCUUUUCCUUCUCCCUUCCAAGAACCAGAGGGUUUCUUUCCCAUUGCAGAUAACAUGAGCCUUCAUGUCACUGGGCAAGAAGUCAAAGCUAAAGACACAGACUCUACUCUUCCUCCUCCAGUCAUUCUCUCCCAGACCAGUGAGUCAGACGUUUUCAUAACAGACAACGAAAAACCUAGAGACAAUGAUUCCCUAGAUCUCCCUCCCGACACUUCUUGCCAAAACAACUUGUCGGAUGUCUCCUGUUCAAAUAUAAAAGCAGAAUUACCUAAAGGGAGGAAACAGCUGUUGGAUCUGAAAGCAUGGAUAGCCGGCCUGGACCCAGAGUAUAAAACCUGGAACGAAUACAUGGAGGGGAGUGAGGAUGAUGAUGAAAGCACACAGAAGGAUGAUGAUUCAAACGACUCUGACUCUGGGGAUUCUUCAGCGACCAUAACGAGCAACACGAGCCAGUCAGAAAACAGGAGUUUCAGCCUCAGUCUUUCAAACUUGUGCUACUUCUCUGGUACUGACAUCGAAUCAGAUAAUGACGAUGAUUGGCAGCUGCCAGGCCGACGAUCUGCCUCAUUAAGCUCAGAUGUCUCUGCCUUUUCCUGCGUCUCUCUGCUUCCCUCUGAUGAGCUCGACAAGCUGGUAGAGGAAGUCAAGAACCUAGGGGAAGAAACAUUACAGGACUACGAUGAUGUACAGGUGGUGGUUCUGCACAAGGAGGUGGGAGUAGGACUUGGCUUCAGUCUGGCAGGGGGUGUAGACCAAAACAAACCUGUCACUGUGCACAAGGUUUUUAACUCAGGCGUUGCAGCCCAGGAGGGUUCGAUUAGUGAGGGAGACCACGUCUUGUCCAUUAACGGCACUGCCUUUUCAAAAAGUACUCACGGGGAGGCUCUGAGGACCCUCAAAAAGGCAAAGAGUCGAGAGAUGGCAGUGGUGGUGGUGAGGAAAGGUGACCUCAGUCAGACAGAGACUCAGUAUGAGACAGGCCAGCGUGUGUGUAUCCAGCUCGAGAAGAACAGCAGGGGUCUGGGUUUUAGCCUGAAGGGAGGUGGGGAUUCCUAUCUAGGGAACAGACCACUCACCGUCCAGAAGAUCUUCCAGCGUGGUCCUGUUGACAAGGUGUUCCCUGGUGAUGAGAUUUUAGAAAUUCAAGGCUUCAGUGUGGUGGGGAGGAGACGCCUGGAAGUGUGGAAUUUCAUCAAAACUCUUGCCUCAGGGCCUGUGGAGGUGGUGCUACGGCGGCCGCUUAAAGUUACGCAAUUAUGAGGACAGUCCUGAUGAUUCACCUUGUUCACAAUUUAAAGAAUGUGGACCAACCAGAAACUCAGAAGCUGUACAACUGACGGCUUUGGAUCCUGCCAUGGAAACCAACUUUUCAAAACAAAACCGUCUGGACUUUGAAUGCGUUGAACAAACAGUCAUCAUGAUGGUAUGAGCAACGGAAGUCAAAAACCAGGUCAAAGGUGUACAUUUUUCUUAUUAUGUGUCUUAAUGUAAAUCUACCUCAAGGCCUGAGAUGUUCAGUGUAAUAAAUUGUAUAAAUGUUUUACACAUUUAUAAAACCAACCAACAUUUAAGAAGAAAAAAUGUUGCAAAUAUGUAAAAAUCUG